AUGGCGCCCGCUGAACCGCCCCCCUGGAAGUACUCCGGGAUGCGCUACUACCCAUUGAGUGCCUUUGUGAAGAGGCGCCAUAGCCCGCCGAAGCGGGGGCACAUUGAAGAAGUCGACGAGUUCACGACGUUUGGCGACGGUACAACUGGCUACUCACACCCGCCUCACAUCCAGCCCAGCAAGUUUUUUGGCCACCAAGGCAACGAAUUCGACAUGGCUGAGCCCGAAAGGAGCGAGCAGCAGUUGCUGGAGGGAAUGGAACCGGACUCGUUUCACCGCCUGAUAUCCCAGAAGUUUGUAGCAGACGAAAUAGCCGAGGCGGAUUUUGUGACGGACUCGGACACCAUGGUUCAGCUCUUCAACGUCGCCAUGGACUGCCACCUUAUAGACUUCAAAGCGCCCCGUCCGCUCUUCGUUCUCGCCGAGGUGAUUCAGGGCAAGAUAUUCCUGAAGGAGGUGGUCAGAUUCGGCGCCGAACCCGUGGCUGGCCAAAAAGCUAUGGCUGCUUUCGCAGCUCGCGCCUUUGACCUGUGCCCCAGCCUGAUCCAAACAGGCGCUUGCGUCUGGGACCACAGAAGGGUAUCCAGCUUCUUGUUUGGCGGUUUGAGACGGCGAUUUCCGAAAUCUGGUUCCGACAAACAGCUGAAAAAACUCAGGUUCAAAAUCCUCGUCCAGAACCAUACCACCUACGUCACAGAGAGUUUCUGCUCCCCCUCGAGCUGCGAUAGUGCCACUGGGACCAGUAAUGUGGCUUAUGUCAUACCUGUUAGUAACCAGGAAGAAGAAGACCACGCUGAUAUGGCUACAUGGCUGGGCCUGGAAAACAAAAGGGAGGCAUUGGAAUUCAUGAAAUCCGCGCCCAAGAUGUAUUUCUCAGGCGCCCAUCAAUUUGCCUUCCUGCGUUAUGGCACCGUAUCCCCUGACAACCCUGACAGAGGAUGGUUCAACACGAAUCCCAGGCCCGCAGCCGAUAAGCAUAAUACCCGUUCUAUGCUUACGAGGUGGAAGAACCACUGCGUUGGCCUUGGGACGGUUCCUGUCAUUCUAGACGCCAUCCAGCGCGAAGCUCGGCGGCGCUUCCUCGACCAAUCCAGCCCCGAGUUUGGAAAGACCACAAUGAUGGCAAUUCGGUUCCCCGAAUUCAUUCACGACUAUGACGAGCCUUGUAUCUCAUUUGGAAACGUGUACCCGCUCGACUUCUUGGCCGAAGAGAAGUACGACCGGUCAACCCUGAUUCAAGCGCCUAAGAUUGUCUCGGAGGAGGACGUGGAUAAACAUCGGAUCUAUUUCCCCCGAAAAUUUCCUCUCUACUAUACUGACGAGGAAGGAAAGCUGUGCACCAUGGACCCAGACGCAUCUUGUGAGGGUGAUGAAUUCCCCAUCAGGGAUGGCCCCAUCAAGCCUGACCCCAUCAAGCCUGGCGCAUGGUUUUCAAAACGUCUACCCGCUCAUCCGCCCGAGGGCUUCCAACCAGGCUUUUCCGAGGGCUACGAGACAGGCUUAGCCGAGGGCUACGAGACAGGCAUCAAAGACGAGACAGCCCAAGUAGAAAAGGCAGCCCUUGGAGAGACAACCCCUGACACCGAGACUACCCCCAACACUGAGACUGCCCUCAACACCGAGAGGGCCCCUGAAGACAAGAUGACCCCUAAAGCUUAUACAGCCCUUGAAGACGGGAAAAUCGCCGAAUCCGACUCCGGCGACCAUAAUGUUGUCUCGGCUCAGGACCGGGACAAUAUCUCAAGAGGGAAAAAGAGGAAAUUAUUGAUUGACGAGGACGUGACAUGUCGCAAGCAUUGGCAGAGAGGCAUAUCUCGUGGCAGAGACGGCCCUUAA
Molecule: messenger RNA, 1836 nt
Organism: Lasiosphaeria miniovina
Lineage: Eukaryota; Fungi; Ascomycota; Sordariomycetes; Sordariales; Lasiosphaeriaceae
Exons: 4
Coding region: 1-1836 (611 amino acids)
Source: RefSeq, a predicted model, not a curated record